Messenger RNA from Coccidioides immitis RS, 840 nucleotides. Its product is annotated as SNARE domain-containing protein. The transcript has 3 exons. Gene Ontology annotation, biological process: intracellular protein transport; Golgi to vacuole transport; vesicle fusion. The coding region runs from base 25 to 840 and encodes 271 amino acids. Gene Ontology annotation, cellular component: membrane; endomembrane system; SNARE complex. The record is from RefSeq and is a predicted model, not a curated record. Gene Ontology annotation, molecular function: SNARE binding; SNAP receptor activity. Lineage: Eukaryota; Fungi; Ascomycota; Eurotiomycetes; Onygenales; Onygenaceae.
CGUGAUAUCCUAGAAUUGUCCACCAUGAAUCCCGACGACAACGACCCCUUCCUCCAAGUUCAAGCAGACAUCCUCGCCACCCUCAACACUACGCGCCCCCUCUUCUCCUCCUACCAACGCAUCCGCUCCCUCGCGACCAAACCCAACAACCCCGAACUCCUCCAGGCUCGCGAGGAACUCCAAUCCACCCUCCACGAACUGAGCACAGACCUCGAAGACCUCGUCGACAGCGUCCGCGUGGUAGAAAACGAUCCCUACCGGUAUGGCAUCGAGCUUGAUGAGGUCGAGCGACGGCGGAGACUCGUAGAGGAUGUGGGUCGGGAGAUCGAAGGGAUGAGGGAAGGAUUGCAGAAGACGGUUGCUUCGAAUGCAGCUACCGCCGGAAGGGAGGCGGGGGGUAAACGCGUCCCAGCAGAUAUCUCCGGCGGCGGCGGCGGUAUUGGUGGAGAAGGAGGAGGAGGAGGAGGUGGUGCGUUGCCCAACCCGUCUGAUUUCGAUCAUCUGCUUGAUGAGGACCGCGAUGAGGAUUAUUAUGCGGAGCUGGAGCACCAGAGACAGUUGGAAAUGAUGCAGGAGCAGGAUCAGCAGCUUGAUGGCGUGUUUCGGACCGUAGGCAAUCUGAGACAACAGGCAGAUGAUAUGGGAAGAGAGCUAGAAGAGCAGGCAGAGAUACUGAAGGAUGUCGACACUCUUGCGGACCGAGUGGGUGGAAAGCUACAGAGCGGAGUAAGGCGAGUAGGACAUAUAAUCAGGAGAAACGAGGAUACGAUGUCAAGUUGCUGCAUUGCAAUUUUGAUUAUGGUUUUGAUCCUGCUAUUAAUUUUGGUCAUCGUGCUUUAA